Messenger RNA from Ananas comosus (pineapple), 2966 nucleotides. Its product is annotated as putative disease resistance protein At5g47280. Gene Ontology annotation, biological process: defense response to fungus. The transcript is spliced from 5 exons. Lineage: Eukaryota; Viridiplantae; Streptophyta; Magnoliopsida; Poales; Bromeliaceae. The record is from RefSeq and is a predicted model, not a curated record. Gene Ontology annotation, molecular function: ADP binding. Bases 235 to 2769 code for a protein of 844 amino acids.
GGCAUGUGUUGUCCCUUCUCUCUCUCUCUCUCUCUCUCUUUCUCGUUCGUUCCCCCACGCCUUCGUCCUCCUAAUUACUUAUAUUUUCUUUUCUCUUUUGCGAUUGCUACACGAUGCUGCGGCCCCCGCUCAAUUCCACGGCGAUUGUAGAAUAAGGGGAAUAAAGUAAGAAUAAAAGAAAGAAUAAGAGAGGAUUUAUCCGCACCAUCUUGUUAUUCGGAACCCCACCGCCGCAUGGAUACGCUCUUCCCGGGGGAGGUGGCGACGGAGCUGUUGAGGGAGCUCGCGAAGGUCGUGCGACGCGCCUACGGGUGCCGCGCCACGGCGGAGCAGCUGAAGCGCGGCGUGGAAGCGCUUCUGCCGAUCGUGCAGGAGAUCCGCUACGCCGGGGUGGAGCUGCCGCAGCCGCGGCAGCGCCAGCUCUCGGAGCUCGCGGAGCGCCUCGCCCGCGGCCUCGAGCUCGCGCGCGCCGCGGCGGCGGCGCCGCGGUGGAACGUGUACCGGUCGGUGAAGCUGGCGCGGGAGAUGGAGAAGGUGGAGCGCUGGAUCGCGCGGUGGCUCCAGCGCCAGAUGCCCGCGCACGUGCUCGCCGACGUGCACCACCUCCGCGUCGACGCCGAGGUGCGGAUGGAGCGGAUCGAGCGCCGCAUCGACCACGUGGAGGCCGCCGCCGCCGCCGCCGCCGCCGCGGCUGCGCCUGGGCCGGUGGUGGGGGUGAGGGCCCCGUCGUCGGCGGCGAAGGGGGCGGGGGAGAUGAUGAUGAUGAUGCAGGGGCUGGAGAUGGGGGUGGUGGUGGGAGGAGGGGAGGCGGUGGGGCCGCCGAUGAUCGGGGCCGGGGCUAGGGUUGGUAACGAGCGGGUGAAGGAGGUGUUGAUGGGGGGUGCGGGGUGGGGUGCGGUGGGGAUUUGUGGGAUCGGGGGCAGUGGGAAGACGACGCUCGCCAGGGAGAUCUGUAGGGAUCCACAAAUUCGACAUUACUUCAACAAUCGGAUCUUCUUCGAGACGGUUUCGCAAUCUCCGAACCUGGAGAGCUUGAAACUGAAGCUGUGGGAACAGAUCAGCGGAAACAUCGUUGUUGGUGCUUAUAACCAGAUCCCUGAGUGGCAGUUCAAGUUGGGACCGGUAGAGAGAGGGCCGAUCCUUGUAGUAUUAGAUGAUGUGUGGUCUCUGUCUGAGCUCGAAGAACUCAUCUUCAAAUUACCUGGGUGCAAAACCCUAGUCAUCUCCAGGUUCAAGUUUCCCACCGUGAUCCGCUAUACUUAUGAAAUGGAAAUGCUUGGAGAAGAUGAGGCUCUGUCCCUUUUCUGUCAUGCGGCGUUUGAGGAACAAUCUAUUCCUCCCACAGCUGAUAAGAAAUUGGUGAAGCAGGUCGUUGCAAAAUGCAAGGGGCUUCCUCUUGCUCUAAAAGUGAUUGGCGCCUCUUUACGGGGUGAGCCCCCAAAAAUAUGGGCAAGUGCUAAAAAUAGGUUAUCUCGGGGACAGACCAUAUCCGACACCCAUGAGAACAAACUACUAGAUCGAAUGGCCACAAGCAUCGAGCGCCUUUCAGGGAAAGCAAGGGAAUGUUUCCUUGACCUUGGCUCAUUUCCAGAAGAUAAAAAGAUCCCCCUCGAUGUUUUGAUUAAUAUUUGGAUGGAGAUACAUGAUAUUGAUGACGAGGAUGCUUUUGCAAUACUACUUGAGUUGUCAAAUAAGAACCUUCUCACUCUUGUGAAAGAUGCACAGAACAGAGGUGGAGAUAUCUAUAGCAGCUACAGUGAGCUCUCUGUUACUCAGCAUGAUGUGUUACGGGACCUGGCUCUUCACAUUAACAAUCGUGAGGCUUUGAAUGUUCGGAAGAGAUUGAUUAUGGCGAGGAGAGAAGAAGCACUUCCGCGGGAUUGGGAAAGGAACAAGGAUCAACAGUUUGAGGCUCAGAUUGUUUCAAUUCAUACAGGUGAAAUGAAAGAAUCUGAUUGGUUCCAAAUGCACUUUCCGAAGGCUGAAGUUCUCAUUUUGAGCUUUUCCUCAAGCAUGUACUUUUUGCCCCCAUUCAUUGACACCAUGCCGAACCUCAAGGCUCUGGUCCUGAUCAACUACGGCACCUCAAGCACGGAACUGGGCAAUCUAUGGGCCUUCACAACCCUUAACAACCUAAGAAGCCUCUGGUUUGAAAAAAUUAGGCUCCCGCCUCUACCAAGAACCACAAUCCCUCUUCAGAACUUAAGAAAGAUCUCUCUCGUGUUGUGUGAAACAAACAGCGGCCUUAACGAAUCGAAAGUGGACCUCUCAGUGACAUUUCCAAAGCUCUCAGAUCUCACCAUCGAUCAUUGCAUUGACCUAAAGGAGCUACCUUCAAGCAUUUGUGAAGUGCGCUCACUCAAUAGCAUAAGCAUUUCCAACUGCCAUGAUUUGUACGAGCUACCAAGUGAAUUGGGUAAGCUCGAAUCUCUCGAAAUACUUCGACUCUAUGCAUGCCCAUCUCUGAAGAGGCUUCCGCAGUCGAUUUGUCGGCUGAGAAGGUUGAAGUAUCUCGAUAUAUCCCAAUGCAUUAAUCUGGGAGAUUUACCGGAAGAGCUCGGUCACCUGACAAGCUUGGAGAAGAUCGACAUGAGAGAGUGCUCGCAGCUGAGGAAUCUCCCUAGGUCGUCGUCCUCACUCAAGUCUCUUGGCCAUGUCGUGUGUGACGAGGAGAUGGCUCUGUUUUGGAAGGAAGCGGAGCGGAACAUUCCGGAUCUCCGGGUUCAGGUAGCAGAAGUGUGCUACAAUCUAGACUGGCUUGUAGAGUAGCGGCCUCCAUUUGAUUCACUCCCCGUAGAUUACGUGACCAUGUACAACGAUGUAUAAUUAUUUUAUUAUAGUUUGGUUGUAUGAUAUAGCACUUAUGUAGUAACUUGUUGGCAUAGAAUCUGCAGAGACUAAUUUCUAUGAAAUUAUCCCGAGAUGGUAUAAGGCAUCACUUAUAGGUGUCUUUUUGUUUAUCUGAA